Molecule: messenger RNA, 1539 nt
Organism: Grus americana (Whooping crane)
Lineage: Eukaryota; Metazoa; Chordata; Aves; Gruiformes; Gruidae
Gene: FREY1
Product: Frey regulator of sperm-oocyte fusion 1
Exons: 4
Coding region: 892-1338 (148 amino acids)
Source: RefSeq, a predicted model, not a curated record
UCAGGCAGGGCCCCACACGUUGCUCGGCUGAUGACUGUGGUGGCUGUAACUCCAGGUGCCUGCUUCGAUCCCCAGUUUCCUGGGGUUCCCCUGGGGGUACGGGGAGCUGCAGUUUGCAGGCUGCUGGUUGCAGAAUGGCUGCCAGCCGGUGCUCGGGGGGCUUGGCCAAGGGCAGAGGAGAAAUUAUGAGAUUAAUUCAGCAAAUACUGCUGUGCCACACUUCAUAAAGGGCCCAGGAGAGGCCUGGACAGCCAUGGCCAUCUUUUUGUAUCUGCUAACUGGUGGACAGUUGAGGCAUCAGUCUGCUCAGUGAGUUGCUGUGGGGGCUCCCUUGGCCAGGACAGAGGGCUUGCCAGCUGGCAGUGGUUGUCCCACAGGCAGCUGCCAGCCCUGGGAGCUGGAAGCUGCCAGGUGUGUUGCUCUCAAGUGGGUGACAGGAGCAUUCCUACCUCAGCCAUCCUUGAGGGAUUCUGGGGCACAGCCUUCCUGCCUCAGCACCUGAAAUAGGGGAUGUACCCCCAUACCCCCCCCCCCAAUGGGUCACUGCAGUGGGGGACCACAGGGCUUUGGCAGCAUGUGGGGUCUGUGUUGCCACCUCAGCUGGUAGCAACGCCCUGUAACGUAGCAGCAGCACAGAAAAGCCAUGAGGGAGGGACUGUGCUCCCUGUGUUCGGGCUUUUAAGCAGAGGAAGAUGCUGAAGGCUGCAAAGCCUGGAAAGUGUUGGGGAGGUCCACUCCUGGGGACAGGGAGGUAGUGAGGUGAAGGGGUUUGCUUUUGGAGAGGUUGAGAGAGAGGUGAAGGGUGGUGGUGAGGCACCGGGAAGCAGCCCUGGAGCUGUGGCUGCAUGGAGGCAUGUGCACCCUGUGCAGGGAGGGCCGCGAGCAGCUGGCAUGGCCUGGAGGGGACCAGGCAGCCCAGGGCCAGACGCUCACGUACUGGGAGGGGGUAGGCAGGAAUGCCUGGGCGGGGGCCUGCCUCCUGCCCAACCCAGCGGUGUCCCAGGGCCACCGGGGUCGCUCCUCUGUGACCUCACCGUGGAGCUGGUGCCAGGGCGCGCCAUGCAGUCCUGGCUCCUGCUGCUUGUCCUGCUGCUGGGGACUGCUCCCAUGCAGCCCCUGCGCCAGAGGGUCAGCUACUCAGUCCCUGAGGACUUCUCUGCUCCCUUGGAGCUUCCACAGGAGCACUUCGGCCUGGUGGAUGAUUACGGCAUCAAACCCAAGCAGCCUCGCUUCAGGACCCAGGCAGCCCGGGAGCGGCCGGCGGGGCUGCGCAGAGCUGGCAAAAGCAAGCGUGAUGAGCUUGACUUGUUGGAGUACUACUACGAUGCCCACCUGUGAGCCAGCGUGCCCCUGUGCCCACCGCAGCCCAGCCUCUGGGACACCCCACCUGCUCUCUGCUGCUGCAGGACAGGGGAUCUCGGACCAAACCUGAGAAGCUCCAGCUACUCUUGGGGUCCCAAGGGAAGGAACAAGGCAGGGCCCAAACCCGCUGCGGUGGGACACAAACAGCACGGCAGCCCUGCGCCAUGAACCAUCAUA